Strongylocentrotus purpuratus (purple sea urchin) is the source of this 1068-nucleotide messenger RNA. Its product is annotated as testis-expressed protein 264-like. The transcript has 3 exons. Gene Ontology annotation, cellular component: nucleus; autophagosome membrane; endoplasmic reticulum membrane. Lineage: Eukaryota; Metazoa; Echinodermata; Echinoidea; Camarodonta; Strongylocentrotidae. Gene Ontology annotation, biological process: reticulophagy; protein-DNA covalent cross-linking repair. The record is from RefSeq and is a predicted model, not a curated record. The coding region runs from base 214 to 822 and encodes 202 amino acids.
UCUGUAUGUUUACCUAGUCAACCAUUCACCUGGCUCUUAUUAUUACACACAAAGGCAAAUAUUUUCUAAAUAUGAAUUGUUCUUAAACUUGCUUGUGGCCGACACGCACACGCGAUUUUAACUUAUCAUCUACAUACAGAUCCACAAAUAAUUUGCAGACUUUGGGAGCUUCAACAGGUGGUAGGAAAAGCUGGAAAGCUCAGAGUAGGAAAAAUGGCUGAUUUCUUGUGUGGUUAUUGUGUUGGCAUCGCAGCCAGUUUAAUCAUAGUGUGGAUUCUGGUCUCCGUCUUGGCUUACAGCGGUUUGUUUCACCGAGUGGUCGUGAGGAAACUAUCUAACCCUGUUGGGAAGCUUCGAGUGGCGUAUCUGUACAAUACGGGGCCAUAUCGAAACUGCGGACCGCUUUUCGGCCGGGUGAAUAGUGUGUCGCCUCAUGCGCGAUGUAUGGGCAUCUAUUACGAUGACCCAAAGACGACCCCUGAGAGUGAGCUGCGUUACAUGGUGGGUACGAUCUUGAGCGAGCACGAUGACGCAGUGGACGAUGAGCUCCAGAAGCGGUGUGAAGAUGACGGUUUUAGGGUGAUCGAGGUCCCUGCCAUCGUCGACGCCAUCGGAACCGAUUUCCCUUUCCGUUGGAUGCUGUCCGUCUUCUUUGCUAUCUGGAGGGUUUACCCAGCCCUUAAUGGGAAGAUCAAGAAAGAAGGAUUGAAUGCCCGCCCUUGCUUUGAGAUCUACGGAGAUGGGAUGACCAAAUUCUACAUGCCACUUAGCAACAAUGACGCGUACUAUGUACCUGAGGCACUCAAAAACAAAUCAACUUAAACUUGGUCAAACUACAUAAAGCCAUUCGACCUUUAAUAUGACAACUGACCACAGACCAACUUUAUGCAAUCACAAGCCGACAUCAUGUCUUUUCUAUAAUUUCUUCAACUUUCUCCUAAUCCGUUUACCCAUUUUAAUUCUUACGACAGAGCUCCUGAUACGUACAUAUUAAACACAAUUGAAACACACUUCUAUUGGGUAACGCUUGCCCGACGACGAGGAGCCGUCCGUUUAUUCGAUGCGAUU